Hyalella azteca is the source of this 1362-nucleotide messenger RNA. Its product is annotated as adhesion G-protein coupled receptor D1. Gene Ontology annotation, biological process: adenylate cyclase-activating G protein-coupled receptor signaling pathway; cell surface receptor signaling pathway. The transcript is spliced from 4 exons. Gene Ontology annotation, cellular component: membrane. The coding region runs from base 60 to 647 and encodes 195 amino acids. Lineage: Eukaryota; Metazoa; Arthropoda; Malacostraca; Amphipoda; Hyalellidae. The record is from RefSeq and is a predicted model, not a curated record. Gene Ontology annotation, molecular function: G protein-coupled receptor activity.
UCCAGCUGUUGUGCCGAGUGGUAUCGAUCGCGCUGCACUUUUUCUUCACGGCUGUGUUCAUGUUCAUGAUGCUGGAGAGCCUGCACAUGUACUCUCUCGUUGGCUCCGUCGUCAAAACAGACGGCAUGUUCACCCCCGCACAAAACCUGCUACUGGGAUGGGGGGUGCCUGCCUUCGUGGUGCUCUUCACCAUGUGCUUUGAGUUCCACAACUACGGUGGAGUCUACCACUGCUGGUUACAAAUGGACCAAGGCAUCAACUGGGCGCAGCAGUGCCCCAUCUACGCGUUGAUGAUAAUCAUGCUCACCCUCACUGAGGCUGCCGGGCUGUCCGACUACAAACAGUUGAAUGACGUGAACUCGCAACAGAUGAUGAGCGCCAAGUUCUCGCAGCGAACGAACCUGUUGCUGCUGCCGCUCGUGUAUUUCCAUUGGCUGCUGGGCGUCAUGUCGGAGUACCAACAGAACCUGGCACUGUACUCCAUCUUCUCCAUCCUCAACUCGGUGCUGGGUGUGCUCGUCAUGGUCUUUCAUUGCAGCAACAAUGAGAAGGUUCGUAACCGCAUGAAGGAUAUCUGGAGCAAGAUAAGAGGCAAGAAAACAAACACUAAGCCUCUGACGACUGUGAGCCCACCUCCCAAUCCGUAAUCUCAAAAACAUUUCAGGAUAUACCAUCGUAAAAUAUUCCAAAAUCAAUGGUUUUAUGAUUAUACACCAUUGGGUUGAUAUUUCAGUAGCUACUAUAUAACAUAACUCAGCACAUUGCGAACUUAUUGAUCAACUUGGAACUCUACAAACGUUAAUGGGUUGAUCUAACUUUGUGAUAAAAGGUAUUUAGCAUAUCAGUUUGUCUAUAUUAGCCUGUUGCAAUUAUCUGUUUCAAAUAAUAAUCUGUUAUGUUUCGAUCUUUUCAAUUUGUCUAUAUCUUGUUGCAAACGUAACUUUAUUAGAAAAAACUUCCUAUCAUUAACUAGCACUUAACUAGCACAAAUUUAUUAUUAGCACAGACUGCAUUAAUAUUAUAUGUUAUUUUAGCAGCGAAAUCAGCACCGAAAUACCAAUCGUUUCCAUACAAUAGUCCAUAUCCGAUCGCUGGUACGUGUUUCAUUAACGACAUCACCGCUACAGGUGGAAUUGAUCAACUGAUUGUACUUAUUCAAGUAUUUAUAUUUGAAUCCUCGAAUAUUUUUUCAUCGUUUUAAGUGUUAAAAACUCUUCCCACACUCUAACUGCCGAUCGAAUUACGGGGGCCGUUUAACUCAGCCGAUCGACUUCCUCAGAAACCCGCGAACUGGCGAAGAUCCGCGACUAAUUCUUCAUAUUAAUAUUUCUCUUAAACCCACGCUGAAGUGACUUAAAUAAU